AUGGAGCCGUUCCGCCUGAUGCUGCAGCACGACAUCGGCGGAGUGCCCGUGGUGGCGCCGGGGACCAAUCGCAUCACAGCAAAUGUCAGUGCGAGGGACAUUCUGCAGCUGCUGACGUCACCACACCUUGCAGAGCAGCACCAUCUCAAGCCGCUCACAGUGGCGGAUCUGGUGCAUGACGCGCAGCGACCACAUCACGGCGCUGCUGACGUCAUCUGGCCAAUCAUGGUGCCGCCCGUGACGUGCCGCCCGUCCACGUCACUGCGCGAGGUGAUCCACGCGUUCCGGGUGGCACGCGUGCACCGCAUCUACGUCACCCGUGAAGAGGGGGAAGGGGAGAGUGGGAGCGGUGGGGAGCUGUUGGGAGUGGUGACACUGCGGGAUGCAAUCGGGCGGUUCCUGGUGAGGCAGGAGGAGGGGGGAGAGACAAGGGGAGAGAAGGUAGAGGAGCCGGCGCCGGCCAGCACUGAGGUUGGUUCGGAUGGUCUCAUCCUGUAG
Closterium sp. Yama58-4 is the source of this 498-nucleotide messenger RNA. The record is from the annotation of a GenBank genome assembly. NCBI's taxonomy places the organism in Eukaryota, Viridiplantae, Streptophyta, Zygnematophyceae, Desmidiales, Closteriaceae.